AUGGCAACACAUUACAUUUCCAUAGUCACUACCUCAAUUGUUGUUUUACUUGCAUCCCACAUUAUAAGUGUUGCUACAACCAAAGAAACAAUAUCAUUAGAUGCUAAUCUUCGUGAAUUUUCACUUAAUUUAGAGUACUUGGAAGCUGAAUUCUUUUUAUUUGGAGCAUCGGGUUAUGCAAAUGAUAUCAACUUUUUACUUGCAUCUUAUUUGAUUCCUUAUGUUGGUCUUACCGGAUAUGUUGGAGUCAAUCCAAUCCUCCAAAAUCCUACUUAUAAUCAGUUAGUUGCAGGCCUUCUUGGAGUAGAAUCGGGCCAAGAUGCAGUUAUACGAACAUUGUUAUACGAACGUCAUGCAUUGAAAGUGAAAUCUUAUAGAGUGAGUGUGGCAGAAUUCACUGAUUGCAUUUCAAAUCUUAGAAAUAUAUUAGGAAACGGGGGUUUGAAAGAUGUUGGUCUUAGUAUUGUUGACAUUAGCACAGUUGGGAACAUCCUUGUUGGUGAUGAAUCUUCGCUCUCAUAUCCAAGGACUCCAGCAGAAAUAUUGAGGAUUAUAUACGGAAGUGGUCAUGAAAGUGUCCCUGGUGGGUUUUUCCCUAAAGGAGGAAAUGGUCUCAUACCAAGAUCUCACUUACACACUACUUAA
Molecule: messenger RNA, 645 nt
Organism: Trifolium pratense (red clover)
Lineage: Eukaryota; Viridiplantae; Streptophyta; Magnoliopsida; Fabales; Fabaceae
Product: desiccation-related protein PCC13-62-like
Exons: 2
Coding region: 1-645 (214 amino acids)
Source: RefSeq, a predicted model, not a curated record